AGAUAAGAGAUGAACGAAACACAAAGUCAGAAGAGAGCGGCGGUGAGUGAGCGAAGAAGAAGAUAAUAGAAGUUAGAUGGUGAUCAUCGGGAGGACCACAACUCUAGCUUUAAUCAUCCCUCGCUUACCCCUUCUUUGUACCAUAUCCUGCAGUCCUCGUCUCAGUGUUAGUAGCAAGUUGAGAAUGAGUACGAGCGCAAGCACUAACACGGGAGGAAGCGGCAAGUCAGCACUUGUAAUUCGGGAAUUUGUUAGUGUAGAAGGCGGCGUUGGCAAUGCCAGAGACGAAGCUGAUGCUAUCAGAUUCCGUCUUGUAUCAUACAACAUUUUAGCUCAGGUAUACGUCAAGAGCUCUCUGUUUCCACAUUCUCCGUCUCCCUGUCUUCGAUGGAAGGCUCGCUCACAGGUAAUUUUAACUCUUCUUAAAGACCUUGGAGCAGACUUUUAUUCCCUUCAGGAAGUAGAUGAGUUUGAUUCCUUUUACAAAACAAGUAUGGAGGACCUUGGGUAUUCCAGUAUAUAUGUUCAGAGAAGUGGACAGAAGCGUGAUGGAUGUGGAAUAUUUUAUAAGAAAAACUGUGCAGAAUUGCUUUUAGAGGAAACAAUAGAAUACAAUGAUCUUGUACCCUCGUUACAUGAUGAAGCCUACUUAUCUCCAGACAAGCAGAAUGCACCACUGACCAACAGAAAUAAUGGGGAUAGUUCAAAGCAAGAUUUUUCAGAAAAGUUCUCAAUUUUGUCAGUAAAAAGUAGUCCAGAGAAUCGUGGAGAUCCCAAUGAUCCACGUGUAAGAUUAAAGAGAGAUUGUGUAGGAAUUAUGGCUGCCUUUAAACUCAAGCAUCCUUUUCAUCAUGUUGUUAUUUUGGCAAACACUCAUCUUUAUUGGGAUCCAGAAUGGGCUGAUGUUAAGCUUGUCCAAGCCAAGUAUCUUUUAGCGCGCUUAGCUCAGUUUAAAACACUUGUAACAGACAGAUUUGAAUGUACUCCUUCGUUAAUUUUGACUGGUGACUUCAAUUCAACCCCUGGAGACAAGGUUUAUCAGUAUCUUAUUUCUGGUAACUCUACAUCAUCUGAUAGAUGUUUGGAAGAACUUCCUCUUCCCUUGUGCAGUGUUUAUGCUUCGACAAGAGGAGAACCACCAUUUACGAAUUGCACCCCUGAUUUUACUGAUACACUUGACUAUAUUUUCUUUUCCCCAUCUGACUGCCUAAAGCCUGUCAGCAUUCUCCAACUUCCAGAGUUGGAUUCACCUGAUGUUGCUGGUGCAUUGCCAAACUAUAGCCACCCAAGUGAUCAUCUGCCAAUAGGUGCUGAAUUUGAAAUUGCCAAAGACUAAAAUGUUCAAGCUGAGAAACGAGCGAAAAUCGGUUUACCAGAUAAGUUGAAUUUGCUUCGUUCGUUGUAUUCUUUUCUUUAUUUUUUGGAAUUUAGGACAUCCUAUACUAUUCUGGAGAUAAGGCACUUAAAGCCUGUAAAAGAAUUGACAAAGAAUAAAGCUGACUUCUUGUGGUUUUGGAUUUGGAUGGUCGUUAAUGGAGAGAAAUGGAAAUGGAAUUGCGUAAUAAGUUGGGCUUUGAUGUAUGAUACUUUGGUAUGGAAAUUGGUGUUGAAAGCCUGUUUUAAUUUUUAUACAAGGGAGAAAUGGUGCGAGUUGUGUAAGCACUGAGCAUCUCUUUUUGUUCUUUGUGGGGAUAAGGGAAAGUGGUAGUAGAGGAUCAAAAGCAAGAGACAAAUAAGGUAAAGAAUAGUAGCACUUGCCUUACCUCUCUAUUUUCAAAUUUCAAAAGUUUGUGCAGCAAAUGAGAAGGGGAUUUGAUAGACAAGCACCAAAACCAACACCAUCACCCAUUCAAAAAUUAUAAUCGCAACAGUAAUUUACAUCUCCAAACAAAUUAAAGGAGGGGGCAUUAGCAAAGGAAUAGCAUAUAUGUAAGAUUGCAAGUCAAUGCCAGUUAUAAAGAUCACUAGAACCUUUUUAGUUAUAUUCCCAAAGCAAUGAUAAACUUGAAUGCUCAUAGAUUAUGUGAAGUGAUGCAAAGUGAAGUUUCUCCCUAAAUACUAAGAGAAAGAAAUAUAGAAAAUGUUAUAAACAAACAAAUAUAUAUCCAUAAAAUUAGAUACAUUAACUAACAAUUGAGACAAUAAAACUUAAAAAAUUUCAAAGGGUUUAAAUAGCAAAUUCGCCUCUACAAGUGAUUGUUUGGUAGAUUGGAAAAAAUUGGGAUGAUAGAAAUUUGAAAGACUGAAAAAAAAAAAAGAAGAAGAAAAGAAAGAUAGAAAAUAUAAUGUAUUUUUUGACAAAUGUGCUCAAUAAGAAAAAAAUGGAAAAACAGUCAUCUCUUUUGUUUUAUUUCUUUUUUUACCAAGCACACUUUAAAAAUUGAUCUCCUUGUUUCAUAUGGGAGUCUCGUUCACAGGAAAUUCAUAAAUUCUCCUACUUAAAAUCCUUGGAGCAGACUACUAUUCCCUUCCACCCAAUGAAAUUCAUAAAUUCUCCUUCUUCUUUUUCCUACUCUCCUGCUUGGGCUCUUCCAUGCAUUGACUCAAUCUCUCUGCAUGCACUCAUGUAAUUUGAGUGCAUUUGUGCGUAUUAUUCUGAUUUGCCUUUUACAAAACAAGUAUGGAGGACCUUGGGUAUUCUAGUAAUAUGUUUAGAGAAGUGGACAGAAGCCUGAUGGAUGUGGAAUAUUUUAUAAGAAAAACUGGUAUGCUUAAACUACCUAUUUUUCUCUCGAAACAAUUUCCUUCAACAUAUAAUACUAGAAUUAUUCUAGAAUAUAUACUAGAAUUUUGUCUCAUUUUUAGGUAAAGCUGGCAUACUAUCUUAUUUUCCAAGCUACCAUUGCACAAUUGUUUCAGUGCAGAAUUGCUCUUAGAGGAAACAAUAGAAUACAAUGAUCUUGUACCCUUAGACAAGCAGAAUGCACCACUGACCGACAGAUGGGGAUGGUCCAAAGAAUUAGAAAGAUUUGCUGGGAAAAAUGUAGUCCAGAGCAUCGCGGGGACCCCAAUGAUCCAUGUGGAAGAUUGAAAAGAGAUUGUGUAGGAAUUAUGGCUGCCUUUAAACUCAAGCAACCUUUUCAUCACGCCGUUGCCCAUCUUUAUUGGGAUCCAAGAUUGGCUGAUGUUAAGCUUGCCCAAGCCGAGUAUCUUUUAGCACGCUUAGCUCAGUUUAAGACACUUGUAACAGACAGAUUUGAAUGUACUCCUUCAUUAAUUUUGACUGGUGACUUCAACUCAACUCCUGGACAAGGUUUUUCAGUAUCUUAUUUCUGGUAACUCUACAUCAACGGAUAGAUGUUUGGAAGAACUUCCCCUUCCCUUGUGCAGUGUUUAUGCUUCGACAAGAGGAGAACCACUAUUUACGACCUACACCCCCACCUUUACUAAUACACUUGACUAUAUUUUCUUUUCCCCAUCUGACAGCCUAAUGCCUGUCAGCAUUCUCCAACUUCCAGAGUUGGAUUCUGGUGCAUUGUCAAACUAUAGCCACCCAAGUGAUCAUCUGCCAAUAGGUGCUAAAUUUGAAAUUACCAAAGACCAAAUGUUCAUACUGAGAAAUGAACGAAAAUCUGUUUACCAGAAAAACUGAAUUUGCUUUGUUUUUUGUAUUCUUUACUUCACUUUUCCUUAUUUUCCAUAUUCAUUUCUUUGGAAUUUAGGAUAUCCUGUACUAUUUUGGAUAAAUGGGACUGGUUUUGUGAUUUGUGUAUGUAUUUUUAAAGCCUGUAAAAUAAUAUACAAAUAAUAAAGCAGACAUUUUUUGGUUUU
This is a messenger RNA of Gossypium raimondii (Peruvian cotton), 3771 nucleotides long. Its product is annotated as carbon catabolite repressor protein 4 homolog 4. The transcript is spliced from 12 exons. NCBI's taxonomy places the organism in Eukaryota, Viridiplantae, Streptophyta, Magnoliopsida, Malvales, Malvaceae. Gene Ontology annotation, molecular function: poly(A)-specific ribonuclease activity. The record is from RefSeq and is a predicted model, not a curated record. Bases 77 to 1336 code for a protein of 419 amino acids.